Molecule: messenger RNA, 1395 nt
Organism: Giardia duodenalis
Lineage: Eukaryota; Fornicata; Diplomonadida; Hexamitidae
Exons: 1
Coding region: 1-1395 (464 amino acids)
Source: RefSeq, a predicted model, not a curated record
AUGGAAACUUGCACGCUGGAAAACUUAAAGAACUACGAAGAAAUCCUUGCGGAGAACGCCGAUAAGUACCAGGCCCUUAUAAACAAGGCCAAACAAGAGUUUUCAAAUCUCUUGCCACGGUUUAGUGAAAUAUUGAAUCUUAAAGAAACCAUACGAGCCCAAGCUUCAGAAGUCGAGCGGUUGAAUAUUGAGAAUAAUGUACUGCUGACAAAGCUGACAGCUGCGUCUCUAGAGCGCAACGAGGCAAUUUAUACAGCACAACAAGCCCAACUGCAGGUCGCUGCAUUCCAGAACAAGAAUGAGAAACUCUUGGAAAUUGUUCACUUGCUCAGAAAUAAUGGGGGAAAUAUGGAAGAUCUUUUCGUAGCCUCUUUUGAGUUACCCCACAACGGAUCUAAAAAGGGAGCAAUCGGGAUGCUUGGUCGCAUGGAGAUGAUAAAAGAAGAUAGGAUGUUGAGCCGCCCUAACAGUGCUAUCAGAUGCACAAAUUGCAGAGCAUCUGCAACGCCUCGGGACACGCACUCUGGAAGAGAGGAUGAGUGGAUAGCAGCUGUUAGCGGUACUAACUCUGGAUUGCCUGAGGACUUACGUCACGCACCGUACGAGGCACGAAUAUCAUCAUUAGAGGCGGAGCGCGACGGCAUUCUCGAUCUCUACACAGCCCGGAUCUCUGAACUUCAGGGCUCGCUUGAGCGGGUGCGCGCAACCCUAUCCGAGCGUGCAGAGAAAGCGGAGAAUGAGCUUGAUGCCACAUCGAAGGAGCUUGUGCGCAAUCUUCGACGUGCAGGGGAUUUGGAGGCCCGCGUCCUUCACUUGGAAAGCAAUCUAGCCACGCUUGCUGCCAAGGGCACACUUACCGCCAACCGUGUGCGUGAGGAGGCAGAGCAGGCCAUUCGAGACGCAAGAAGAGAGCUCAAAGUCUUUGAACUAAACAAGCAGAAAGAAAUAAAGACCGUUGAAAAGAAAGCAAAGCAGACCAUUUCGUUCGACAACAGCAAGCUCAAGGAACGGAUUGCAGAGUUAGAGACUAUAAAUGCCGAGUUAUCUAAUAAGGUAAUAUUGACAGAGGACAGACUUCAUCGCUGCGAGAAAAAGCUGAGAGAGAUCACUACAGAGAACGCCCUUGUGCGCGAGUCUCUUCGCAACCUCCAUUCCUCGGGUUUGCCAAGCCUGGCGCUGACAGGAAUCACGAAGAGCUCCGGGACACAGAGCUCGCUAAAGCAGGAGUCCACCACAAAUGCACCAUCCAUCGAUUUACUUAGUAUCUGCAGUGGGGGAGAUGAUUGGGUGACCAUGUACGAAGCAUACAAUGAUAACAGUAGUAGUGUGAGUGCGGCCGGUUUCCAGAACAUUUCCAGGCGGGACCCAAAAAGGAAGUCAACCACGGAUGGGUAG